Molecule: messenger RNA, 2007 nt
Organism: Tigriopus californicus
Lineage: Eukaryota; Metazoa; Arthropoda; Copepoda; Harpacticoida; Harpacticidae
Exons: 4
Coding region: 178-2007 (609 amino acids)
Cellular component (GO): membrane
Molecular function (GO): ligand-gated monoatomic ion channel activity
Source: RefSeq, a predicted model, not a curated record
CGAGUCUCUCUUUCUCUUUUGCAAAUACCAUGUGCCACUCAUUGAAAUUAUCAAAUGUCAAAGUGACUUAAGAAUCGUCGUAAUUACCGUGACAGUUAUCUUUCUGUCUAUUUAUCACCCAUCCAUGAUUGACAGAUAGGAUCAGACUUCUUGGAAACUUCCCCUUGAACAGAUAUAAUGUCGGGGAACAGCAAUGGCUUGAUUGAUCGAGAUAUUUUCGAUCUAGUUUAUCAAGGCAUUGGUUUAAGGCAUUGCACCAUUCUCUCCAAUGUUCCAGUUCAACUGCCAGGGUCAAGCUUGAUCUCAAUUGAUCCAACAAACCCAGGGUUUGACGUACAACAAAUGACCGAUUUCAUUCAUAAGGCCACGUGGUGUUUGGUGGUGAUAAUUCAUCUAGGAAUCCAUUCCCAGUUUCCAGGGACCACCCUGAAGACCCUAAUCGAGAGGAACGUCCAUACCAAUGUAUUCUUCAUUGGCAACGCUACAAAUUUGGAUUGGGGGACGUGGAACAGGCCAGUCGUCAUUAUGGAGAGAGCUGGGAUCACUAAUGCGGGUUGGCGUGUUCACGUUUAUUGUGGCAGAACAGAUUUCGGCUAUUGGCGCUACGAUGAAAAUUAUUGGCAAGCAAACAAGGGCUUCUCACGACCUUUUGGUUUGAGAGGGGAAAUGUGUCUACCCUUGUUGUUCAACCAACCCUUCAUUGUGGGUUACUAUGGUUUGUUACCCAACAUUUUUGUCGAUGACGCUAAUGAUUCUGUGAGUGGUACAGACGUGGAGGCCAUCAAACUAUUGGCCGACAAAUACCAGAUGAAAUUGGAAUUUCAAAAUGGGGACGGUGGAGACUUCACUUCUAUCACGACCAAGAAUGCCACACACAAUUUGGCCAAGCUCUAUCGUGGAGAACUUCAGGCUUCUAUCCCUGGAUUGCAAUUUUAUCACAAUUUCGUAUUUUUUGAUCUCACCAAUUAUGUUCUGUUUUCUCAAAUGAGAUAUGCAGCUCGGCGACCUCAAAAAACCGUAGCCUUUGAGAAUGUGGCUCGAGGAUUUGAUAAACUGAGUUGGACAGCUAUUUUCCUCAUAUUGACCUGUUUUGCAGUCACUUUUCAAACCAUCUUUUACGUCUAUAAAUUCAAGAUUAAGGAUCCUGGAAGAUACAAUAACCCAGGGAACCCGGCUGACUUCUUUUUGCUCACUUUCACGUCCUUUGUCGAGCCAGACAAAAUCAACUGGUUCCCCACUUGGUCUGCAGGCAAAAUGUCUGCCCUAAUGUGGUCAGUGUUCGCACUUUUGGUUGUCAGCUUCUACACUUCGAAUCUAAGGACCAACCUGAUUGCCCCCAGUUUAGAGCCCGAAAUCAACAGUCAUGAAGAUAUUCUCAAGUAUGGCAAGUUUAUUCAUGCCAACAAUCUGUUUUUGUUCCUCCGCCAACAAAAGGUGUCCCCGGCUUUUGAGGCAGUACUUCGUUGGGUUGACGAGACGGGUGGUUGGUUCCGUUCCGAAGCAGACGAGGGAUCUUUGGAACCCCAUGUCGAGACUGGGGUUUUGAAGAAUGGGGAUGUCUAUUUCACAAACGAUGAAAACGUCCUCUAUUCAUACUUGUUCCAAAAGACGUUGGGUUUCCCAAAUCUGAGGAUCUCCGAUGACGCCUUGAACAACUUUUAUAUGUCUAUUCGUCUCCAAAAGUAUUCGCCCUACACCCUAGAAGUCAAUGACUUGAUCACCACCUACCAUGAGCGUGGAUUGUUCAAAAGGAAUUUAUACAAACCUAUUCCCAUAAUUGCCUUGCCUUCAACUUCAGGAGGAUCGCAAUACGAAUCGUCGGAAACCUUGAGAAUGAGCUUGGAAAUGUUGUGGACACCGAUAAUUCUUUUGUCAUGUGGAUGCAUUAUUGGGGCAAUUAUAUUGCUUUUUGAGAUCAGCCUUUGGAGUCCAGACUCAAGAAACAUAGAUUCAUCUAAAAGGGAAUGUUUGCAUAAGCUCGAUCGCACUUUUGUUCAGCUUUCGUAA